Molecule: messenger RNA, 2766 nt
Organism: Electrophorus electricus (electric eel)
Lineage: Eukaryota; Metazoa; Chordata; Actinopteri; Gymnotiformes; Gymnotidae
Gene: mycbpap
Product: mycbp associated protein
Source: RefSeq, a predicted model, not a curated record
ACUCACUACCAGCUCAUUUUCCUGAUAUAUAGCCAAGUAACAUUAAUUAAGAUAUAACAUUAAUUAGUAGCCAACUUAGCUAAUUAGCUAAAUACAGAUAGUCUGUAUUGUACAAUGGCAAGUGUUGGAAAGUCCACGGCCACGGCUGCGAAAAAAGAGUGGAGUCCUCGCUCGCCACAAGAUAAAAAGCGAGGGAAGGCAUCAGAGGAGUUCUCGUCUGGUGCAAGUGAGGAGCAGCGUGGGUGUCCAACCCUGAAGGGGGAGGACAUCCAGGCACUGGCCAUUAAACCAGAGCACCUGGAGAAGCUGCAGGUCCCUCAGCCUCCAAAAGAUUCCCAGAAGGCCCGGCCGUCAACCCGUGUGCUUGUCCGUAAGACACGGCCCCCAGGUUGGGUCAGGAGAUGUGUGAGGGUUGCUGUAGCCAGGCCCCUCCCACAGGACACUACACCACAGCUACUGGAUUACUCAGGUCCAGGAGGUCCACGCUUUGAUGCCCAGGGCAUGGUCUUGCCGCAUAGCAUUCUGGGAAGUCUGGAGGACUUUAGGAAAGAGAUGGAGGCCAGAGGUGAGAUGGAGCUCGUUGAUCGAAUUCCUGAUCUCAAGAAACAGCGCCCCAUGCAGGCUGGAGGAUGGAAAAGCGUUGAAAGGACCAAAUCCCACCCAGGGAGUGGGCGGGAUCUGCAGAGCCACGCCCUCCAACACUGGUAUUACCACAUGGCAGAGAGACGCAGACAGCAGAACUUCAUCUCCCAUCUUCUGCACAAGCCAGUGGAGGAGCUGCUGAUGAACCAGUCCAGCAGGUUCAGAGAGAUUCAGGAACAGAGAGAACUCAUCAGCAGAGGCCUGCCAGCCCUACACACUGGACAUGGCUGCCGUGUGGGCAGUGAGUUUUGGAGUAUUCCUCAGUGGUUUGGAGAUGAGCUGAGCGGGAUAAUGGCCACUCUGCCCCAGACAGAGAGAGGGAACCCACAACCUAUCACACACAUCACACAGCCUCAUAGUACACGCAUGGAAUCAGGUAAUCUGCUUUCCGAGGACUCAGGGAGUAGAACAUGGAGUCACAGUCAGUACCUGCUGCAUCGGCAAAAUGAGCUCAGAAGCAUACUGAGAGACCUGGACUUCAACCAGCCGGAGAUGGAUGGUUUGGAGAUCGUGGGCUCCAGCAAGCCUUUCUCUUCUCUGUCAGAGCAGCGCUCACUUCUGCUGGAAGAGGAAGAGGGGGAGAGGAGUGAGGGACAACACAAAGAGAAUGAGGACCCACUGGCACUUUAUGAUGAUGUCAUGCUGAAUGUGGAGCUUCUUCCUGCUCUAAGGGUUGGUGGUGAGCUGGCCCUCUGGACAGGCAGUGCUUCCUCUCACCAGGGAGAGGUGGGGAUCUCUGUGCGGCUGGUGUUCGAGGCUGUGGUUGGGGAGAGUGUAUGUUCUCACCUGGAGCUGAAGAACGAGGGCAGCACAGCCAUCUACUACAGCUGGCAGAGACUGAACCUGCCACACAGCUUCACAAAGGCCAGGACACACACACACACACAGCACUACUACUUUAACACAGCUACAGCUGUCAUACUACCCGGCGAUACAGAGCAGGUCCUGUUCACAUUUAAAAACGCGUGUGUGGGGAUUGUGUGUGAAGUGUGGCAGCUCCACACACACCCUGUGCUGCUGGGCGGAGCCUCGAUGCUCAUCACACUGAGGGGUGUGGCUCUGUACCAGGACAAAUCUACUGAACAGAGAGCAGCCCUGGAGCUUGAGCUGGAGCAGCGAGAGGCUCUGUCAGUGUGCAGGUCGAUUGUGCGUGACCUACUGCGGGGUGUUAGUACUCCAGAGAGGCCCAGCUCACCAGCUGAACUCUACAUGACAGAGGAAGAGCAUUUUCAUAUCACCAAUCCUAAUCUGCACUACCACCAAGAGUCCGUGGAGGCGCUCAAGGGGCUAUGGGAAAAGGCCAAGAGGUUAGAGGUCACAGAGCCUGGAGAAGCAGGGACUGAAAACACAGUCUGGGAUCUCUCCCUGGGCCACUUACGACAGGUGGUGCUCUCCUUGCCACAAGAGGACCCAGACAGGGAGUGCUGUGAUGUGGAGUGCGUGGAACUGAGCAGGGACGAGGCUCUAAGACAGUACAACUCUCUGCUACUGCAGCUCCACACACCACUGCCCCCCCCCACCCCAGUCUCACAGCACUGUGUUGGGGUGCAGCUGUGGAGGGAGUUGUUGGAUGGGAUGGUGAGUGAGGCUCUGUGGCUCAGACACAAGUUGGAUCUGCCUGAAACUGACAACUGGACAGAAACACAGUCUCACCAAGACACCUGGGGAAAUCUACAGAAGGAGGAGAGGCUGGAGAGAAAAGGAGCACCUCCAAUUAAAGAGGAGAAGAAAGGAGGGAAUGACCGAGAGAAGGAGGAGAAGAAAGGGGCACCCAAACCUGGAGCCAAGGACAAAGCAGCUGAGAAGAAGGUUAAGGAGGAGAAGCGUGUGGUGAAACCGGGUAAAGAGGUAAGCGGCGAGCUGUCUACAACCACCACAAUUGCCAUGACCACCAUCACCAACAUCAGCAGCCCAGAGACAGACCCCACCCAGCCACUGCAGCAGGACCGUGUGGAGCCACAACUACAGCGCAAAUAUACACGCAUGCUGCACCAGCAGGUCUAUGUUCUGAUGGAGAGGAUGAUUGAUUCUCUGUGUGAUCUGCUUGAUGAAACUCAAAACAGCCAGGAAAUGCAGCCUAUUGAAAGAGUUCUCUGUGUGUCUCUCAACCUCCUCCCUGUAUGA